UGGACUCGCCUCAGUCGCCUCUGCCUCUGUUCUUUUCUUUCUCUUUAAGUUUGAAUUGAAUCGAGUCUUUCCUUUCCAUCUCUCGAAUGAAUGGUUAGGUGAUGGUGUAACAACAAGAAUAAGACAGCGUUGUUUUGGCAAUAGAAGUUAACUUAGUAACUAUCUGGUUGGAUAUGUAUCAGCCUCAAUACACUAGACCCUCUGGGAGAGGGCGGGGUCUACCACCAGAUUUGAUGUUCCUUGAUAACCAUGCUGACUUUCUAGGAAGACCAAGAAAACAAUAUGUGAAACGUGAUCCAAUCACCAACAACUUCAAACUUCACGUCAGCUCAAUACCAGCAAAUUGGACAUGGAAAACAUUGGUAAACUUAUUUGGCAUGUGUGGUGAACCAUUAAAUGUUUACAUGAAUCCACACACACAACCUAAUGGACUUAAAUGGGGAUUUGUGGAGUUUAUGACAUAUCCGGAGGCCAUUGGAGCUAUUCAAAAACUCAACAACAGUGAAUAUUUAGAUAUACGGGUUGCAUUUGCAAAGGAAAAACCUCAUGAAGAGGAAGUUGACCCUAUACUUCAAUUUCUGGCUAGCCAACCAGAAGAUGGAUUCAAAUCUACUGAGACAUUGGUCGAUCCUCGGAUGCUGAAGAAAUCAGUAAAGGAUAAUGGAUUUUGUUCUGAAGUCCCCAUUGAAGACAUUUUAAAGGAAAUGGUGGAUACAGAUACACUUGGAGAAGUACUAUUUCACAAGAGACUUGAACUUUACAAAGAAAGCAAAGAGGCAGUUUGCAGUGGUUCCAAGUGUAACACUUGUGAGGCUAGCUGUUCUUUAUCCUGCUCAGGCUGCUACACUGUGUAUUAUUGCUCUGAGACAUGUCAGGAAAAAGAUUGGAGUUCCCAUUCACAUCGCUGCCAAGGGGCUGUCUCAAGAACAGUUGAAGAUACAAUGUCUCAGUCUCAAGGAGGUAAUUACAGGCAGGGAAAUGGCUUCGGGUCAUUCGAUAAUAGGGAUAGACAGAAUAAUAGGGACAACAGAUUUGGAGAUAGAAGAACUAAUAGAGAUGAGAACAGGGAUAGCAGUAACCAACAGGGAAAGAAGACUUUGUUCGAAGAACGUAGAAACAAGAUGAUGUCUUCUGGUAGACAGUUUGAUAAUGACAGGGGACCUCAGAAUCGUUCAGGACAGAACAGCCAGAGGUUCUCGAAUGGUCCAGAAAAAAGGACAUCGUUUGUGCCUCAGGUGAAAACUGGCCAAGAUGAAGAUGACUGGGGUUCAACAUCUGAUAAAAAUAAGUUUGCUGGUGCCGAUGACUUUUUUAACAAAGAAGAGGAAAUAUUACUUCAAGAAAUUGCAGUAAAAAAAGAAAUUUUGUCUCCUGAAGCUAAGAAAGAAACCCAACCCAUUGAUGUACAAAAAGGAUUGCAAACCCCAGCAAUAAAGAAAGAAAUAGAAACUAAUUCAGCAGCGUCCAAAGAGGCUACUCCAGCACCAGUAGGCUCCAAGUAUCCUCACAUGCUGGACUCGUCCAAGUUUUCCACCGUAGUGAUUGUAUUGCCUGACAAAAAUGAUACCUUCUAUGUGGCUGAACCAAACUUUGCUUCGACCAUGCAGGAAAUGCUUGAACAUUUCAAGAAAGUCAUUGAUCAAUGUCAAGUGAUAACUCCAACAGUUGGUGCAAAAGGACUGGCUUCAUUUUACAACGAAUGGUACCGGGUGGAGAUUGUCUCAGUGACCCCAACCAUCCAAGCUCAUUACAUUGACUACGGAAAUACAGAAGAAAUAGUACCUAAGGAUUUUAAAAAGUGUCCAGACAGCCAUAAGGAUAUCCCAAAUCUCGUUCAAAAAAUUAAGUUUGCUCAGGGAACUGAUAAGAAGUACUUCGAUCUACCAGAGCUGUCAGAAAUAAGUGUAAAGCCUGUUGAAUUGCUUGCUGAUGGUACAGUCUUGGUGGAAGUAGAAGGUGAAAACUAUACUGAGCAAAAAACUAGUGACGCUGCAUUAAAUCAACCCUCGAUUGCUUUGAUGCCAGGCCUUGAAUCAAAAAGUACACCUGACCCAGCACCUACCCCUGUUCCUACACCUGACUCAGCACCUACGCCUGUAACUACCCCUGUUCCUAGACCUGACCCAGCACCUACCCCUGUUCCUACACCUGACUCAGCACCUACACCUGUUCCUAGACCUGACCCAGCACCUACCCAUGUUCCUACACCUGACUCAGCACCUACGCCUGUGCUCACACCAACCUCCACAUCCGUUAAAUCUGUGCCCUCAUCAGAUGUUUCUCAAGUGACAAAUACAACCACAAGCUUACCUUUGACACAAAACCUCUCCAGGAACUCUGAAAGUACAGUCGCUUUACUCCAAGAAAAAUGGAAAGUUUCAUUUGUUCCAUGUAAAGUAGAUUAUUGGAAGAAGUCACUGAUGGGACAACUAUUCACUGAACACGUCGCUUCAACAUUACAUUUUACUUUAGAGAAUGAUACAUAUCAAAAGUAUCUGUCAUCUCAACAGUUUGAUCCUGACUUCAAGCCAAUUGUGGGUGAGAUAGUGGGCUUGAGGAGCUCCGCAGACUGGGAGCGAGGCAGAGUGUUGCCUACCCCAGGCAUUGUAGAACUGUGUGACGUUGGAGGUGUCGUCCGCUCCUCCCAGCUGUUUAAGCUUCCUGUGGACUAUGUCAACAUUCCUCCUAUGGCAGCUACACUCACUUUGCACAAGGAUGACCCAAAAUUACUUGACAGCAUGUUGGAAGAAGAGGUCAUAAUAUUCCAAGUAGUUAAAGUGAGGAAUGUGAAUGGAUGCAGAGUCGUUGAUGUCACCUGUGGUGACUCGAUAGAAGGAGAGAUGAGGACUUGGGACUAUGAACCGCUGAGCACUCCUGACCCAUUGACUGUUGGAGAGAAAGUCAACAUCAUUAAGAUCAUAGAUUCAAACACUCUGAUAGUUGCACUAGCCAAUGAUCUUGAGUUUCUAAACAUGUAUCAAAUAGACUGUGGGAAAUCAAAUGAAAAGUUUCAAUGUCCUCCAAAAGAAGGUGAUUACGUUUCCUUCUUAGACCCAAAAAGUGAAGGAUAUUUAAGAUGUAAAAUUGAGAAAAUCGAUGGAGCCAAUUACAUACUUGAAGAGGUAGAUAAUAUCAACACAUAUCAGGCAAGACUUGAAGAUCUUCAUCCUCUUCCUGAACAUUAUCGAAAUGUACCAUGUCGAAGAUCACAAAUUGAGUUGAAAGAUGUUGGUAAAGUCAAAGAGACUGAAGGCUCCCAUUCGUAUCUAUUGGACAUUUAUAAAGAAGAGAAAUCCCUCACAGUAAUUGAAAUUGAUAACGGCAAAGUAGUUUUGACUGUUGAAGGGGGAGAAGGCACUUUGAACAGUAAUCUAAAAGAACUUCUGAACCCCCCCGUUGUGCUUAACAAGCAAGGAAAAUUAAAUAUAUUGAGCCUACCUGUAGUCAAGGUUCCACUAGACCAAGAGUUUCAAUUUUCGGUAACACAAACUGAUCCAUUGUAUGUGCAACUGGCAUCCUCGACGCUGGAAUACAUAACCACACUCCACGAAAAACUGCAAGAGCACGGUCAAGCAAAUAACAAACCUUACAACCCUUGUGCAGGAGAGCUCUGUGUUGCUCUAUACUUUGGAGAUUGGUACCGAUGCCGCUGUAUACGAGAGACCUCUCCAGAAACAGGACUGUCAGUGCUCAUGCUGGUGGACUACGGCAACAUCUUUCAAGCAAAGACAAGUGAAAUCCGCCAGAUCCUGCCUGAUAUGGUGACAAUGCCCAGCAUUGCAAUCUCUUGCAAAAUUCAUGGUUUGUCUGAACCCGUUCCAUCCACCUUGAAGGAUAAAUUGAAUGAGCUUCUUCAUGUAGAUUCUGUGCACAGCGGUGUGUUUGUGGCGGAACAAGACGACUGUUAUGAAGUUGUUAUUGAAUCUGUGAAAAAAACCAUGCAAGAUGUGUAGUGAUAAAGAUACACAGUGGCAUCACUGACUUUGGAUUAAGAGUGUUAAAUAAAAGUAUUUUUUAUACCUCGAUACAUAACGUGUUAUAUUUUGUUAACAUUAGUAAUAAGUAAAACGAGUGAUUUUGUUAUGUUUUAUGUAGAGAAAAUAUCUGAUUUUACCUACAGCUAUAAUGUUGAUUUGUUACAACUUUUAUCAAAGUUUUGUCACUGACCUUUUUGAACUAGGUAGUAGGUUUGAAUAGUUUUCAUAUUUAGUAAGAUGCAACUAUCAUUUUAUAUUACUUUUAUUGAGAUGUAACCUUAAAAUCUACACUGGACAAAGUUGAUUUUAUUUCUGUUAAAUGAUCAAGGACUAUGCAAACUCAUCUGCAAUAAUACAUUUCUAUAUAAGUACUGUAAAUGUAAGAUUUGUUAGUAGUAAUUUCAAACCAAUAUAUUUUAUCUUUACUAUGAAUAAAACUUUUCUCUACCA
Macrosteles quadrilineatus (aster leafhopper) is the source of this 4427-nucleotide messenger RNA. RefSeq lists its product as uncharacterized. The transcript has 25 exons. The record is from RefSeq and is a predicted model, not a curated record. Gene Ontology annotation, molecular function: RNA binding. Bases 174 to 3953 code for a protein of 1259 amino acids. NCBI's taxonomy places the organism in Eukaryota, Metazoa, Arthropoda, Insecta, Hemiptera, Cicadellidae.